Striga hermonthica is the source of this 768-nucleotide messenger RNA. The record is from the annotation of a GenBank genome assembly. NCBI's taxonomy places the organism in Eukaryota, Viridiplantae, Streptophyta, Magnoliopsida, Lamiales, Orobanchaceae.
AUGGUCGCUUAUUAUGGCGGUACUCAAGAAGGUGCACCCGACGUGAAAAUCUGGAUACAGUCUUACAAGGGUGGCCAAUGGGACUCUCCAACCAUUGUUGACGAAGAACCGAAAGUUCCAAUGUGGAAUCCGGUGCUAUUUAAACAUCCUUCGAACGAGUUGCUCAUAUUCUAUAAAAUUGGUCUAGAUGUUCAAAAAUGGAGUGGGUGUAUGAAACGAUCUAACGAUGGUGGGGCCACUUGGUCCAAGAGAGAACAGCUUCCUCCCGGCAUACUGGGACCGAUAAAGAACAAGAUAACUAAGGAUUCAGGCAAGUCGUGGAAUAAAUACGGGCCUAUAUACGUUCCAAACAUAACUCAGAGUGUUAUCCAGCCUGUUCCUUACAAGACUGCCAAAGGUAACUUGCGUGUUCUCUUGAGAUCUUCUGAUGACAUCAAAAGAGUUUGCAUGUCAGAGUCCAAAGAUGGCGGCCUUACCUGGGAAUACGCUAAGCCAACCGAACUACCAAAUCCAAAUUCAGGAAUUGACGGGGUCAAGUUAGCCGAUGGCCGUUUGGUACUUGCUUACAAUACAAUCUCGCGUGGCGUGCUCAAAGUCGCGGUUUCUGAGGAUGACGGUGAUUCUUGGAGUGAGGUCGCCACAUUAGAGGAAACUGAGGAAAUGGAGUUUUCUUAUCCUGCUGUUGUUCAAGAUAGUGAUGGAUUAGUUCACAUCACUUACACAUAUAACAGGGCACAAAUCAAGCAUGUCGUUCUUAAACCGAAUUGA